AUGAAGGGAUCUUCUUCUUCUUCUUCUUCUUCCCUUGUCAACCAGCAAGAUCAGCCAAAAAUACCUUUCUUGAAAACUCCAGUGUCGGAGGUAAACCAAAAGCCCGGUGUCAGGCCCUAUGUUCGCUCCAAAACGCCUCGCCUCCGAUGGACCCAUGACCUUCACUGUGGCUUUGUGAAUGCAGUUGAACGCCUCGGAGGAGAAGACAGGGCAACUCCAAAGAUGAUUUUACAAUUGAUGAAUUUGAAAGGGCUAACAAUAUCACAUGUGAAGAGCCACCUCCAGUUUGAUUUUCGUCAUCAACAGAUGUACAGGAUAUCGAGGCAUGAGUUGUUGGCACGAGAAGUUGAAGUAGCAAAAAGGAAUAAUGAAAAGAUUCAAAGUCAUCAAUAUGAUGCCCAAGGACUGAAUGCAAGCAGAGGACAUGGAAAUCAACAUUGCUUUCAAGAGUUUUAUCCUAAGAAUUAUACUAGCUUGCAAGCAACAUGGAAAGAAAUGAUGCAAGAAGCUCGGAAGAAAAAUAAUGUUAUUCAUGAGCCACUUUCAUACCUAAAAGCAACCAUGGGAAAUGUGGGCAUGAAUUACAAAGAUCUACCCCUUAGCUACAUUCCCCAGAGAAAUUACCAAGAAAAGAAGCUUUUGAUAGGUGGCAAUGAUGUAAAAAACAAUAGUAGAAUCUGGAAUGAUUUUCAAGGAAAUGGUAAAGGAAAAGACACUAGAAGUAGCACAAGCAACACAUUGACUCUGUCAUCUAUAAGAGAUGCAAGUGACAUCUCUCUUGAGCUAACUCUAGGAUAA
Diospyros lotus (date-plum) is the source of this 798-nucleotide messenger RNA. Its product is annotated as protein PHR1-LIKE 1-like. Lineage: Eukaryota; Viridiplantae; Streptophyta; Magnoliopsida; Ericales; Ebenaceae. Bases 1 to 798 code for a protein of 265 amino acids. The transcript has 6 exons. Gene Ontology annotation, molecular function: DNA binding; DNA-binding transcription factor activity. The record is from RefSeq and is a predicted model, not a curated record.